AUGUCUGGUGAGUUAACAAUUUGUCCAAUGGGUUGGGAUUCAUUCGGUCUGCCUGCAGAAAAUGCUGCUAUUGAUCGAAGCGAAAACCCGUUGAAUUGGACGCGAAAAAACAUACUUACAAUGAAACAACAAAUGAAUGAAACUAUGUCUUUGGCUGUUGAUUGGUCAAGAGAAUUAAGCACUUGUGAUCCCAAUUAUUAUAAAUGGACACAAUGGCUAUUUCUUAAAUUAUAUCAAUCAGGCAUGGCUUAUCAUCGUCCAGCUUAUGUUAAUUGGGAUCCUAUUGAUCAGACUGUCUUAGCAGAUGAACUUAUUGACAGUCAAGGAUGUUCAUGGCGUUCUGGUGCUAAAGUAGAACGACGUCCUUUACGUCAAUGGUUUUUCCGAACAACUGCUUAUUCUGAGUCUCUUUUAGAUGGUUUAAAAGAUAUUGAGAAUAAUCAGUGGCGUGAUGUCAUUCAGUUACAACGUGGUUGGCUUGGUCAUUUGAAUGGUACUCAAAUGGAGUUCAAUAUUUAUUCAUCUACUGAACACCAUGAAAUUAAACCACAGCAAUCAUUUGUGGAUUGUGGACAUUUAAAGAAUAUCGUACCUCAAAAUGAACGAUUAGUUGUAUUUACAAAAUAUCCAAGUCUAGCAGUUGCUGAUUUAAUUAGUCAUGUAAAAGUUGGACCGGAUAGUGUUUAUUUUUCAGAUAUCUAUCGAAAGCCUGAGCAUAAACGUGGUUCAAACUUUAGUCGAAAGUUAAUCUUAUACUCAGAUUGGAAUCAUUCAUGUCAUAAUGAUAGUAAUAACAAAUUAUCUAUUACAUCAUGUACAUCUGUAUCACCUUGGCCGGAAAUUUUAAACAUAUUUGUUCGUCAUCCAUUUACAGGACGUUCUAUUCCAAUCAUUCGUGAAAAUAUUCCAUUAUCUAAACUUCCUAGAGCUUAUCCAAAUGAAUUAGUCUUUUCUAUAAAUGGUCAAACAUCUGACUUCUUAUCAAAAUUAUUGGAUAUACCUUUACCACCAGGAAAAUUAAAAUCUCCAGGAAAAGAUGAAUCCAGUGCUGUCAUUAAUGAAGAAGAUUUGAAAUGUUGUGUAUUAUCUACUCCAAUCUUUGAACUUCAUGGGAAAACAGUUGGUGAAUCUAUGGAUAAAGCUAUGCAAAUCUUAAAGGUUAGUGGACGUGGUGGUUAUCGAUGUAAUGAUAUGCGUACUGAUUGGUUAAUCUCUAGACAACGUUAUUGGGGCACUCCUAUACCAAUUAUACAUUGUGAUUCAUGUGGGGCAGUACCAGUACCAGAAGAUCAACUCCCUGUACUUCUACCUCCACUAGAAAAUUCAUUGAAACGAGGUGAUGAACCUUUAAAGCAUAAUGAAUCCUGGCGUAAAACAACUUGUCCUAAAUGUGGUAGUCCAGCGAACCGUGAAACUGAUACACUAGAUACAUUUGUUGAUUCAUCAUGGUAUUAUUUACGAUAUUUAGACCCAAAAAAUAAUUCGUCGAUUUGUGAUAGGAGUAAAGUAGCUAAUAGUCUACCUGUUGACGUUUACAUUGGAGGUAUGGAGCAUGCUGUUCGUCAUCUAUACUAUGCUCGUUUUAUUGCACAUUUCCUUCAUGAUAUAAAUGUACUACCCUGUAGAGAACCAUUUAAACGUUUUCUUCCUGUUGGUUUAGUAUUGGGUCAAACGUAUAUUAAUCCAAAGUCUGGUCGUUUUAUACCAACACAAUGUGUUGAUAAAAGAUAUUUAUCUGAAAAAGAAAUUGAAUAUUAUGAAAUUGAUACUAAUGAACCAGUUCAAAUGUAUUGGGAUAAAAUGAGCAAAUCCAAAUUGAAUGGAAUUGAUCCAACUGAUGUUGUUGAAAAAUAUGGUAUGGAUACAAUAAGAAUUACAAUGUUAACAAAUGUUGGACCACAUCGAUCAAGAAAAUGGGCUGAAUAUGGCGUACUUCAAGGUGUUAAUAAUUGGUUACAUAAAAUGAAUCGUCUCGUUGAACAACUUAUUGAAUAUUCUAAAACUUUACAAAAUUCUAAUGUAUCAUGGGAAUUAAAAUGUGAUAUGGAUGAUCCAUUAUUAAUUUAUCCAUCAUAUUCAUUAAAAUAUCAUCAAUCCAUUAUAAAGCGGGUUAAUGAAUAUUAUGAUGAUACAUUUGUAAUUAGUUCUGCUAUUGCUCGACUUCAAGAGAUGACUGAAAUGCUUCGAAAAUCUUCCAUACAUGUUGGUGGUCCAGGACCGUCAAGUUUCUUAUAUCUACGUGCAUUAGCUGAUCUUAUAGUAAUGCUUACACCUAUUGCACCAAUUUAUGCAUCUGAAUUAUGGUCUGGUGUUCAAUUGGCCUGUUUACCUUCAAAACAUUCAAAUUUAUAUGAAAUUCUUUCUGUUUAUUCGAAUAGAACAAUGAUGAGAACCAAUGAAAGCAAGAAUUAUUAUUAUAGUCAUUGGCCUUAUGAUUUGACAAAAUAUGUACUUGAACAACCAUUCCCUAAAUUUUUAUACUCUACUGAAAUACCAGAAUUAAUUGUAGAACAAUCUGAAAUAAACAAUACUACUACUACUACUACUACUACCACUACUCCUCUUUCAAAGUGAAGUUAUUUUAUUGUGUUGAUUUUGGUGCCCAAUAGUGAGGGAUGAAUUAAAGAUAAUAUAAAUGAUUGGGUAUGUAUAUAUAUAUAUAUUUAUAUAUGGUUAAUUGUAAAUUGCUUAUUACAAUAUAAUAAAAAUAAUAAUAAUACUUGUUUAUAGAUAUUACUGUCUGUUUUGGUCGAUGAAAUUCUUAUUAAUUCACUAUUAUUAUGAUUGAUUAUUGAUUAUUGGUUAUUGAUUAAUGAUUAUGAAUAGUACUAUAUAUUAUCAUUACUAUUACUAUGAUUUGAUUACUUGUAUUAUUGUACAUUUAUAAAAUUGUUAUUUGUUUGUAAAAAUAAGUAGUUUUCACCCUCCUUAACUCCCUCCCUCUCUCACUCCCGCCUUCUCCCCCCCCCUCUCUCUCUCUUCUUUUCUCUAUCUGGUUUUCUUUUAUGUACUAUGUAUUAGAUUUAUAAAUAAAAUUAUGUUAUUAGUAUAAUAUUUACAAUGUACUUAAUGUACAAUGUACUUAAGAAAUAUUUAUUUAUUUAUACACAUAGAUAUUGGUA
Schistosoma spindalis is the source of this 3122-nucleotide messenger RNA. Lineage: Eukaryota; Metazoa; Platyhelminthes; Trematoda; Strigeidida; Schistosomatidae. The record is from the annotation of a GenBank genome assembly.